UUUUUAUAUUGUGAAGUGCGAUCUGUGAUUAUGUCGUAAACAUGUGGUAAACAUAUACAUUUUUUAUAUUUAAAAAUUCAUAAUAAAUUCAGUGUAAAUAUUUACAGGAUUACAAAAAAAAAUGGACCAAGAUAUUGCUAAAAAGCUUUUCCUAGAAGGCGGUACGUUUAUAUUCCUCGGGGUACCUCAAGAGACCCAAUUUGGUAUUGAUAUGCAAUGUUGGAAUACAGAUGAGGACUUCCGAGGAAUAAAAAUGAUCCCACCGGGUCUUCAUUACGUACAUUACUCCCCUGUGAGCAAAGGCACUGGCGAUGUUUCUCCAAGAUCAGGAUUCAUGCACUACUUUAAAAAGAAAGAAUUUCUUGUAAAAAUUUGGGACAAAAACUUAGAAGAUAUAAGUAAAGAUGAAAUAACAGAAGAAAGUAUCCAGCGUCUCAAAGACAAUUUGCUAAACUUGGACAAACAUUUAGCACCAUACCCGUAUGAAAUUUGGCAGAAAUGGAAAUUACUAACUUCACAGAUAACAGGUCAGUUAGCAGAGAAGCUGUCACCUGAAAGUGGUGUUAUUAGAGCAUCUGUUGAACUGCUCUCAAUGAGCAAUGAAGAGAGACCACGAGGAGUUAAAUUACCGGAAACUGAUCCUGAUAAAGAAUCAGCAGACAAUCCUACUUCAGGCCAGUCCACUGCUAAACGUGUUAAAAGGAUAACAAGGGAUGAAAAAGAGGAUUCAAUGCUUCCUAAUUUAAAACCUGCUCCUGGGGCUUCAAUGAGAUUUACAGAAAUACCAAGAGACAAAUACCCACCUGGAGCCACUCCAGGGGAAAUUACUAAGCAUUACUUGGACCAAUCAUAUACUUUAGAGCUAAUGAUUGCCCAACAUGAUGAACCCCUUCACAUCAUUGGUGAACUCCAGUUUGCAUACCUAUGUUUCUUGGUUGGCCAAUCCCUCGACGCUUUAGAACACUGGAAGAACCUCGUCAUGCUAUUAUGCUCCUGUGAAGAAGCCAUUCACAAAUAUAGAACAGUUUUCUUUCAUUUCAUACAAACCAUAGAAAUUCAGAUAGAAGAGAUGCCUGAAGACUUUCUAGCCGACAUUGUAAUGAAUAAAAAUUUAGUUUAUAAAAAAUUACGGGAGCUUUUCCGCACAGCACACAUAACCAAAGUGGAUGGUAGAUUACUGACAUCGAUUGAAAAGUUAAAAGAUAACCUGACUAAUAAGUUACAAUGGGAUUUUACGGAUCUAGACACAGAUGAUGAAGAUGAAAGACCUGUAGUUGUAAAAUUAAGGAAUGUAACUGAAUAAGUUUUAAUAAACAGAUUUUCAUAAAUUUCUGUAAUUCUAAGCUAACUACUUAAUUACCUCUAAACUACUACUACCACAAACUACAUAAGUAAUUUCUGCAUUUGUAAAUAUUAAGUACUGUGUACAUUAUUAUUAUUAAUAUUAUUAGACAAGUAUAAGAUCUAAUUUAAGAUAAUAAAAAAGACAGUUUUAUUGGAAA
Molecule: messenger RNA, 1502 nt
Organism: Bicyclus anynana (squinting bush brown)
Lineage: Eukaryota; Metazoa; Arthropoda; Insecta; Lepidoptera; Nymphalidae
Product: protein AAR2 homolog
Exons: 5
Coding region: 122-1303 (393 amino acids)
Biological process (GO): spliceosomal tri-snRNP complex assembly
Source: RefSeq, a predicted model, not a curated record